Molecule: messenger RNA, 4619 nt
Organism: Budorcas taxicolor (takin)
Lineage: Eukaryota; Metazoa; Chordata; Mammalia; Artiodactyla; Bovidae
Gene: NCOA1
Product: nuclear receptor coactivator 1
Exons: 22
Coding region: 277-4476 (1399 amino acids)
Biological process (GO): positive regulation of transcription by RNA polymerase II; cellular response to hormone stimulus
Cellular component (GO): nucleus
Molecular function (GO): nuclear receptor binding; protein dimerization activity
Source: RefSeq, a predicted model, not a curated record
AAAUCACGGACCACCAGAUAAGAUCAGGCAGUAAGAAUUUUUGCUUCCAAAUGAAGACACCGACAUUUAUAACUUCUACUUACUCUAAGGUAUUCAAGUUGUUUGCAUAACUGGCCUUAAAUGAGGUAAGAGUGAAGAGACUUACUAGAGCCAUCUCUGGAAAAGAGUAUUCCCCCAUUCCACUGGAAACUACCCUACGGAGCACCAUAUUUGACCAUAUCUGUUUUGAGGACUCAUUAUGAACAAAGAAGUCUCCCAGGUGUGAAGUUUUUCAACAUGAGUGGCCUUGGGGACAGUUCAUCUGACCCUGCUAACCCAGACUCACAUAAGAGAAAAGGGUCACCAUGUGACACACUGGCAUCAAGCACUGAAAAGAGGCGCAGGGAGCAAGAAAAUAAAUAUUUGGAAGAGCUAGCUGAGUUAUUGUCUGCCAACAUCAGUGACAUUGACAGCUUAAGUGUAAAACCAGACAAAUGCAAGAUAUUGAAGAAGACAGUCGAUCAGAUACAACUAAUGAAGAGAAUGGAACAAGAGAAAUCAACAACUGAUGAUGAAGUACAGAAAUCGGACAUCUCAUCGAGCAGUCAAGGAGUGAUAGAAAAGGAAUCCCUGGGGCCUCUUCUUUUAGAGGCUUUGGAUGGGUUUUUCUUUGUUGUGAACUGUGAAGGGAGGAUUGUAUUUGUGUCAGAAAAUGUGACCAGCUACUUGGGUUACAAUCAGGAGGAAUUAAUGAAUACCAGUGUCUACAGCAUACUGCAUGUGGGUGAUCAUGCAGAAUUUGUGAAGAAUCUGCUACCAAAAUCACUAGUGAAUGGAGUUCCUUGGCCUCAAGAAGCAGCACGCCGAAACAGCCAUACCUUUAACUGCAGGAUGCUAAUUCACCGUGCAGAUGAGCCUGGCCCCGAGAACCAGGAAGCUUGCCAGCGGUAUGAAGUGAUGCAGUGUUUCACUGUGUCACAGCCGAAAUCAAUUCAGGAGGAUGGAGAAGAUUUCCAGUCAUGUUUGAUUUGUAUUGCACGGCGAUUACCUCGGCCUCCAGCUAUUACGGGUGUAGAAUCCUUUAUGACCAAGCAAGAUACUACAGGUAAAAUCAUCUCUAUUGAUACUAGUUCCCUGAGAGCUGCUGGCAGAACUGGCUGGGAAGAUUUAGUGAGAAAGUGCAUUUAUGCUUUUUUCCAACCUCAAGGCAGAGAGCCAUCUUAUGCCAGACAACUAUUUCAAGAAGUGAUGACUCGUGGCACUGCCUCCAGCCCAUCCUAUAGAUUCAUAUUGAAUGAUGGGACAAUGCUUAGCGCCCACACCAAGUGUAAACUUUGCUACCCUCAAAGUCCAGACAUGCAACCUUUCAUCAUGGGAAUUCAUAUCAUCGACAGGGAACACAGUGGUCUUUCUCCUCAAGAUGACACUAAUCCUGGAAUGUCAGUGCCCCGGGUAAACCCUUCCGUCAAUCCCAGUAUCUCUCCAGCUCAUGGUGUGGCCCGUUCAUCUACCUUGCCGCCAUCCAACAGCAACAUGGUACCCACCAGAGUAAACCGCCAGCAGAGCUCAGACCUUCAUAGCAGCAGUCAUAGCAAUUCUAGCAACAGCCAAGGGAGUUUUGGAUGCUCACCUGGAAAUCAGAUUGUAGCCAGUGUUGCCUUAAACCAGGGACAGGCCAGUUCCCAGAGCACUAAUCCCCCUUUAAACCUCAAUAAUUCCCCUAUGGAAGGUACAGGAAUAUCCCUUGCACAGUUCAUGUCUCCAAGGAGACAAGUUAGUUCUGGAUUGGCAACAAGGCCCAGGAUGCCAAACAAUUCAUUUCCUCCUAAUAUUCCGACAUUAAGCUCCCCCGUUAGCAUGACAAGUACUGCCUGUAAUAAUAGUAACCGAUCCUAUUCUAACAUCCCAGUAACACCUUUACAGAGUAUGAAUGAAGGACCCAAUAACUCUGUUGGCUUCUCUGCCAGCUCUCCAGUCCUCAGGCAGAUGAGCUCACAGAAUUCACCUAGCAGAUUAAAUAUACAACCAGCAAAAGCUGAAUCCAAAGAUAACAAAGAGAUUGCAUCCAUUUUAAAUGAAAUGAUUCAGUCUGACAACAGCUCUAAUGACAGCAAACCUCUGGAUUCUGGGCUUCUACAUAACAAUGACAGACUCUCAGAUGGAGACAAUAAAUACUCUCAAACCAGUCACAAACUAGUGCAGCUUUUGACAACGACUGCAGAGCAGCAGUUACGGCAUGCUGAUAUAGACACAAGUUGCAAAGAGGUACUCUCUUGCACAGGCACUUCCACCUCUGCCUCUACUAACUCUUCAAGUGGUUCUUGCCCCUCCUCUCAUAGCUCACUGACCGAGCGGCACAAAAUCCUACACCGUCUCUUACAAGAGGGUAGCCCCUCGGAUAUCACAACUUUGUCGGUGGAGCCUGAUAAGAAGGACAGUGCAUCUGCUUCUGUGUCAGUGACUGGACAGGUGCAGGGAAAUUCCAGUGUAAAACUGGAACUGGAUGCCUCCAAGAAAAAAGAAUCAAAAGACCAUCAGCUCCUACGCUACCUUUUAGAUAAAGAUGAGAAAGAUCUAAGAUCCACUCCGAACCUGAGCCUGGAUGAUGUAAAGGUGAAGGUGGAAAAGAAAGAGCAGAUGGAUCCUUGUAACACAAACCCAGCCCCCAUGACCAAACCUGCUCCUGAGGAAAUUAAACUGGAGUCACAGAGCCAGUUUACAGCUGACCUUGACCAGUUUGAUCAGUUACUACCCACGCUGGAGAAGGCACCACAAUUGCCAGGCUUAUGUGAGACAGAGAGGAUGGAUGGUGCAGUCACCAAUGUGGCCAUCAAAUCAGAGAUCCUGCCAUCUGCACUUCAGUCCACCACUGCCAGGCCCACUUCCAGGCUGAACAGAUUACCUGAACUGGAACUAGAAGCAAUUGAUAACCAGUUUGGACAACCAGGAACUGGUGAUCAGAUUCCAUGGGCAAAUAAUACAGUGACAGCUGUAAACCAGAAUAAGCCAGAAGACCAGUGUAUUAGUUCACAAUUAGAUGAACUUCUCUGUCCACCAACAACAGUCGAAGGAAGAAAUGAUGAGAAGGCCCUUCUUGAACAGCUGGUAUCCUUCCUCAGUGGAAAAGAUGAAACUGAACUAGCUGAACUAGACAGAGCUUUGGGAAUUGACAAGCUUGUUCAGGGAGGUGGAUUAGAUGUAUUAUCGGAGAGAUUUCCACCACAGCAAGCAACACCACCGUUGAUGAUGGAAGAAAGACCCAACCUUUAUUCCCAGCCUUAUUCUUCUCCUUCGCCUACUGCCAAUCUCUCUAGCCCUUUCCAAGGCAUGGUCAGGCAAAAACCUUCACUGGGGACUAUGCCUGUUCAAGUAACACCUCCUCGAGGUGCUUUUUCACCUGGCAUGGCCAUGCAGCCCAGGCAGACGCUAAACAGACCUCCAGCUGCACCCAACCAACUUAGACUUCAACUUCAGCAACGAUUGCAAGGACAACAGCAGUUGAUACACCAAAAUCGGCAAGCUAUCUUGAACCAAUUUGCAGCAAAUGCUCCUGUUGGCAUCAAUAUGAGAUCAGGCAUGCAGCAGCAAAUUACACCUCAGCCACCCCUGAAUGCCCAGAUGUUGGCACAGCGCCAGCGGGAGUUAUAUAGUCAACAGCACCGACAGAGGCAGCUAAUACAGCAGCAAAGAGCCAUGCUCAUGAGGCAACAAAGCUUUGGGAACAACCUCCCUCCCUCAUCUGGACUGCCAGUUCAAAUGGGGAACCCCCGUCUUCCUCAGGGUGCUCCACAGCAAUUCCCCUACCCACCAAACUAUGGUACAAAUCCAGGAACCCCACCUGCCUCUACCAGCCCUUUUUCACAACUGGCAGCAAAUCCCGAGGCGCCCUUGGCCAACCGCAGCAGCAUGGUGAACAGAGGCAUGACAGGAAACAUGGGUGGGCAGUUUGGCACUGGAAUCACUCCUCAGAUGCAGCAGAACGUCUUCCAGUACCCAGGAUCAGGAAUGGUUCCCCAAGGUGAGGCCAACUUUGCUCCAUCUCUAAGCCCUGGGAGCUCCAUGGUGCCGAUGCCAAUCCCUCCUCCUCAGAGCUCUCUGCUCCAGCAGACUCCGCCCACUUCUGGCUACCAGUCACCAGACAUGAAGGCCUGGCAGCAAGGAGCAAUGGGAAACAACAAUGUAUUCAGUCAAGCUAUACAGAGCCAGCCCACGCCUGCACAGCCAGGAGUGUACAACAACAUGAGCAUCACCGUGUCCAUGGCAGGUGGAAACACAAAUGUUCAGAACAUGAACCCAAUGAUGGGCCAGAUGCAGAUGAGCUCUUUGCAGAUGCCAGGAAUGAACACUGUGUGCCCUGAGCAGAUAAAUGAUCCAGCACUGAGACACACAGGCCUCUACUGCAACCAGCUCUCAUCCACUGACCUUCUCAAAACAGAAGCAGAUGGAACCCAGGACAAGAAGACAGAAGAGUUCUUCUCUGUGGUGACUACAGACUAGAGGAAUGCUCUACAGGUGCAACAGGUUCAGGUGUUUGCUGACGUCCAGUGUACAGUGAAUCUGGUAGGCGGGGACCCUUACCUGAACCAGCCUGGUCCACUGGGAACUCAAAAACCCUCGGCAGGACCACAGACCCCCCAGGC